This is a messenger RNA of Patiria miniata (bat star), 2328 nucleotides long. RefSeq names its product G-protein coupled receptor moody-like. Gene Ontology annotation, molecular function: G protein-coupled receptor activity. The transcript has a single exon. NCBI's taxonomy places the organism in Eukaryota, Metazoa, Echinodermata, Asteroidea, Valvatida, Asterinidae. Gene Ontology annotation, cellular component: membrane. Bases 145 to 1227 code for a protein of 360 amino acids. Gene Ontology annotation, biological process: G protein-coupled receptor signaling pathway. The record is from RefSeq and is a predicted model, not a curated record.
CAACACACCUGUUCAGUGAUUAAACAGCGCCCCCUCUUUAUGCACGGUAGUGUACCGCCCUCACUGACUCAUUUCCGGUUGUUUCCCAAGAAUUAAUGGCACUCAAACGCAGUGUUCAAACGUCUAUCAACAGCAAAGCGCAAAAUGGACGGCAAUUACAAUGGCACGGCGGACUUGCUUCCAACACCGAGCACGGAGUCACCGUCGACUUUGCAGCCGAUAUACACCUACCCUGAGUUAGUCUUCUGUGCAGUGGGGUUCUCUAUCCUGAUAGUCCUGACACUCAGCGGUAACAGCCUGGUGUUGGUUGCCGUGGCCCGCACCAAGAAACUCCAGAACGUUACCAACGUGUUUGUGGUCAACCUGUGCGUGUCUGAUUGUCUCUCCGGGUUCGCUUUUCUGUGGAGCGUACCUGGUAUGGUGAGCACCACAGCAGGCUACCCGUUACGGUCUGAAGUCCUGUGUGCAAUGUGGGCUGCUCUUGUGUACCUGGGAGUUGGAAGUGGACUUUAUAGUCUUGGGAACAUCGCCCUAAACAGGUGUAUUCUAGUUACCAGGCCUAUGGAGACCUACCAGUGGCUGUACACACCCAAGAAGACUGCUUUGAUGAUCCUGGGCUCCUGGCUAGUCCCUCUGUCUGCCACCAUCAUACCUCCAUUAUCCGCAGUCGGCGGUCUUGGUUUCGAUACAGAUAGUCGAACCUGUACUGACAUCGACGCUCGCCCUAGGGCUGCCAUGUUCGACCGAAUCCUCUUCUUUGUGUUCUACCCACUUCCGUUGGUAAUGAUCGUUGUGUCAUACGUCCUGAUCUGGCAACACAUCCGACGACACUUCAAGACUUACCGAAAGAGCGUUCGACAGAGGAUGCAGGCUUCGACAGCUAUGCCAUCUACCACGACAUUGGACAUGGACUUGGAGGACAGUUGUCCCGGUACCCCACCCGUGACACCCCGUUUGCGACACGCUGUAAGCUCCCGUCAGUUGACUCGCACCAAGAACGACCAACUUGAAAUCACCAAGAACCUCUUCGUGGUCGUCUUGGCCUUCGUGGUUUGCUUCACUCCUCUGGGAGUCAUGGUAGUCAUCGACAGCAACCGCUAUCAACUCUUCGCGGGGAUGGUACUAUUCGUCAGUGGAUGCAUCAACCCUAUCAUCUACGCCACCAAACAUCCUCACUUCAGACCGGUGUUACGUUCCAUGCUACGGAGACGGUGUCAGACAGAAUGACAGAACUUUAUCUCAAAUGACAGUCAGGUUGGUGUAGUGACCACCUCUGUGACUGACUUCAAAUCCCUUCCAGUCUAUCCCUGCUGAUUCCGUGGGUUAUCCUUUUCAGGGACUUGCCUCCCACUUUCUGUGGCCUUUGUGGUUUCGUCAUGACUCCGGGUGAUAGUGAUGUAAAUGUUGGGAAAUCUUUCGAAGAAAAUGACAGACAUUUAAUAAAACAAACUAUUUAAAAAUCGAUCUUACCUCGGAUGAUUGAAUAUUAUUGUUCUCGAAUAUUCAAUGACAACAUCGUCUAGAAUCAGAUCCUCAUCUCUUUACCACAAAUUCCAAUAUCAUUGUAGGGUGUGAGCAUAAAUUUUGUACGACAAAAUAAUUCUGAAAGAUAUUAAUUACAAAGUUGUAUCAUUUGUUUUGUACACUCCGACUUUGACUUGAAAUAUAAUUGCAGUGUUUUAGUCUUGUAUACUUAUUAAUCCGUUUGAAAUUGGAGACGGGCGUGAUUAUUUUAUUGUAUUGUAACCAGGAAAUUUACAACUGAAUCGUUUAUGACCAUCAACCAAAACCUAUUUUUCUCACGCAAAAAAGUCCUUGAAUGUAAAAAAGGAGGAUUAUGCAAUCCAUUAACCCUGGUAACCAAGCCAGGGUAAGGUCUGGUUCCCCAGUCACCGUACUGUUUGUGUAUUAAAUUGCAUGUGGUUUUAGUGUCCAUUUUCAAACACACCCGUGCCUGGCACUCUCUUCCCAAACCAAACUGUUUGUUUUUCUCAUGUAGGUCUUAAGGAACCCGACCUUCAUGACCUUGAGCACUUUUGAGGUGCCCUUGUUUUUUUUUAAUAUAUGGAAAUAUUGAAAUCAUUUCAUCAAAUCAGAAUUUAAUGUAUCUGUAUGCCAUGGUACUGUACUCAGAUAUGAUUUUACGACGCCAGAUAGAGCAUUGUACUUAAUCACACACGUAUCCUAAGACUUAUACACAAGUAUCACACGGAUAAAAGACUUACGCAGAGACAAUUAUAGCCUUAAACUUUGUACGUAUGUAUAUAAUGUAAAUUUAUUUGAUGGAAUAUUUGUAAGAAAAAUAAAAGGACAGAUAAAGAAACACGA